Molecule: messenger RNA, 2315 nt
Organism: Paramisgurnus dabryanus
Lineage: Eukaryota; Metazoa; Chordata; Actinopteri; Cypriniformes; Cobitidae
Gene: sdr16c5a
Product: short chain dehydrogenase/reductase family 16C, member 5a
Cellular component (GO): lipid droplet
Molecular function (GO): oxidoreductase activity, acting on the CH-OH group of donors, NAD or NADP as acceptor
Source: RefSeq, a predicted model, not a curated record
AGCGGUCACAACCUGCCCCGUAGACGUACAGCACUGCUAGGUAAACUCAAAUUACCUUGCAUAGUGCGUUUCACCAGGCUGCAGUCUCUCCGCAUGUCUGAACCCGAACUGGGGUUACUAACGUCUUCGGUUAGUUGUAGUUUGAAGAACUGAUAUUUAUUUGUCAACUGCUCUCUACAUGAGAGCAACUUACUUCGAACAACUAUUGGGGAACUUCGCAAUUCACAACAUAAGAAGGUGACCUGUACAUCUGAAAAUGAACUUCAUCGUGGAGACCCUCCAAAUGAUACUGUUGACUAUCUACUACCACAUAGAAGCCUUCAUAAAAUUGUUCAUCCCACCUAAGUUAAAAGAUUUGUCCGGUGAAAUAGUGCUCAUCACGGGGGCGGGCAGUGGUAUUGGUCGGCUUAUGGCCAUUGAGUUUGCCGCAUUGGACGUUUCACUGGUCCUGUGGGACAUCAAUGAGGACGGGUUAAAAGAGACUGCGAGGCAGGCUAAAGAAAAAGGAGGAUCAAGGAUAUAUUACUUCCAGUGUGACUGCAGUGACAGGGCAGUGGUCUACCGAGUGGCAGAUCAGGUAAAACGUGAAAUUGGUGAUGUUACUAUACUAAUAAACAAUGCAGGCAUUGUGAAUGGUAAAAAGUUCAUGGAUACUCCUGACGCGCUCAUUGAGAAGACGAUCAGAGUGAACUCUGUGUCCCAUUUUUGGACAUAUAAAGCAUUCCUGCCUGCCAUGAUUGCUAAGAACCACGGACACCUGGUCAGUGUAGCUAGUUCUGCAGGCUUGAUAGGGGUCAAUGGACUGGCAGAUUAUUGUGCAAGCAAGUUUGCAGCUGUGGGAUUCGCAGAGUCGGUAGCCCUUGAGCUAAUAGCUGAGGGGAAAGAUGGAGUCAAGACUACAAUCGUCUGCCCAUACUUCAUUAACACAGGCAUGUUUGAUGGCUGUGGAACAAAGUGGCCCCGAUUGCUGCCAAUCUUGGAUCCAGACUAUGUUGCUAAAAAGAUCAUGAAGGGCAUUCUAACAGAUCAAGUUUACAUUUUUCUUCCAAGGACCUUAUAUUUUUUGCUGGCCGUGAAAUGUAUCGUUCCAUUCAAGCAGUCAGUCAACCUGGGCAUGUACUUCGGUGCCUUCAGUUUCAUGGAUGCUUUCAAAGGACGAGAAAAGAAACAGAACUAAAUAUAAUAUAAUCAUUGGUUGUGAUACUUAUUGUAGAUCUCUUGUCAUUUUUUUUAUAAUUUGUGACAACGUCUGCCAAACGGUUGUCUUAUGACAUUAGUUAAAAUAAAAGGGUCCAUUAGAAAGAGAAUGUAAAUUUGAUAUUGUUUGAAUAAAUUAGGAAAAGGCUUUUAAACUAAAAAUGUAUUCAAUUUUUUAUGUUGUUAGACAUCAUAUGGUCUGUGUUUAUUGUUGUAUUCAUUGUAGCUACAGUUAUACUUGAAACAGCAAUGCCAGAUGGCCUUUAUCGAUGUGGUACACAUGACUGAAAAUAAGUAUGUUCAAUAUAUAUAAUAAGUAUAAAAUAUUACCUUUUUACAUGACAACUGUCUGUGCCAACAAAGAUGUGUACUUUAUUGUAUAAUGGUUUUCAACGUUAUUCUUACUUUUAAACAUGACAUAAAGGGACGGUUUCCCACACUGGGCAUUUCCUAUUCCCAGACUAAAUGUUUGAGCUAGCUCAAUUUAAAAACAUCUUGCACUGAUAUCUUAACAUAAAAUGCAUAAAAAUGUUUGUAAAAACUACUUAAAUGUCCUAAAAUAACUAAGGUCUAGUCUUGGAUUAAUUUAAAUCCUGUCUUGGAAACUCCCCCAAAGACAUUGAUUUAAGAUAAAAGAAUGUAAGUGUGAACCUGGAACAAAUAUCUUUCUAGGGCUUUUAUCAGAUUUUUUAGACACUGCAUCUACAUUCAUUCAUUACAGGUUAUUGCAUGCAAAUGGCACCAUCUAGUGUAUGUGAUUUGCAUUUGCAUUUCACAGAAUUGAAAUUUAUUUAAUACAUCAAGCAGGGGCGUCAGUUUGUGUUGAAAAGUGGUGGGGACAAAAGAUCAGAUGAAAAAACAUUACAGCAGGACCGGAAAAAUAUUGAAUAACGGCGCAUCAAAGAUGGGCAUAGGCCGGUCAACAACACAAAAAUACUCAGCAUAAAACCUUCAGCAAUGUCGACUGCACAUGUAACAGUCCCUACAGCUCAACCGAACAGUGCCAAAGCACCAUACUGUAGAAAACAGCAGCAUGUUAAGUCAGUGAUUUUAAUGAAAUUCAUUAGAUAUGUAAAAGAAAACACACUAUAAGCACACAACGCAACAUAUGUGACCCU